Messenger RNA from Ochotona curzoniae (black-lipped pika), 2129 nucleotides. RefSeq names its product regulator of G protein signaling 9 (gene RGS9). Gene Ontology annotation, biological process: G protein-coupled receptor signaling pathway; regulation of G protein-coupled receptor signaling pathway; intracellular signal transduction. NCBI's taxonomy places the organism in Eukaryota, Metazoa, Chordata, Mammalia, Lagomorpha, Ochotonidae. The record is from RefSeq and is a predicted model, not a curated record. Bases 90 to 2129 code for a protein of 679 amino acids. The transcript is spliced from 19 exons.
CUGCGCCCUGCGCGCACGGCGCCCUCCGAGGGCCUCGGGUGUGCGCGGGUGCCCUUCCCUGGGCCGCCGUGCCUGCUGCAGGGUCCACGAUGACGAUCCGACACCAAGGCCAGCAGUACAGGCCGAGGAUGGCCUUUCUGCCCAAGAUUGAAGCGCUUGUGAAGGACAUGCAGAAUCCCGAGACGGGGGUCAGGAUGCAGAACCAGAGGGUCUUGGUCACCAGUGUCCCUCACGCCAUGACAGGAGGCGAUGUUCUCCAGUGGAUCACUGAGCGGCUUUGGAUCUCCACCCUGGAGGCACAGAAUUUGGGCAACUUUAUUGUCAAGUACGGCUAUAUUUAUCCCCUGCAAGACCCCAAGAAUCUGGUCCUCAAGCCUGAUGGCAGCCUGUACCGGUUUCAGACGCCGUACUUCUGGCCUACCCAGCAGUGGCCAGCGGAAGAUACAGAUUACGCCAUCUAUUUAGCCAAACGAAAUAUUAAGAAGAAAGGGAUUUUGGAGGAAUAUGAAAAGGAAAAUUAUAAUUUCUUGAACAAAAAAAUUAACUACAAGUGGGACUUUGUCAUAAUGCAGGCCAAAGAGCAGUACAGAACUGGCAAGGAGAGGACCAAAGCAGAUAGGUAUGCGCUGGAUUGCCAGGAGAAGGCAUACUGGCUGGUGCACCGGUGCCCUCCAGGAGUGAACAACGUGCUGGACUAUGGCUUGGACCGAGUGACCAAUCCAAAUGAAGCCAAGAAACAAACAGUCACGUCUGUCAGGAAGGAGAUCAUGUAUUACCAGCAGGCCUUGAUGAGGUCUACAGUGAAGUCUUCAGUGUCGCUUGGAGGGAUCGUCAAGUACAGCGAGCAGUUCUUGUCCAAUGAUGCCAUCACGUCAGGCUGCUUGCCCAGCAAUCCUUGGAUAACAGAUGAUACCCAGUUCUGGGACUUAAAUGCCAAAUUGGUGGAGAUCCCAACCAAGAUGCGGGUGGAGCGAUGGGCCUUCAACUUCAGUGAGUUGAUCCGAGACCCCAAGGGUCGGCAGAGCUUCCAGUAUUUUCUCAAGAAGGAGUUCAGCGGGGAGAAUCUGGGAUUCUGGGAAGCCUGUGAAGAUCUGAAGUACGGAGAUCAGUCCAAGGUCAAGGAGAAGGCGGAGGAGAUUUACAAGCUGUUUCUGGCCCCAGGAGCCAGGCGAUGGAUAAACAUAGACGGAAAAACCAUGGACAUCACAGUGAAGGGGCUGAGGCACCCCCACCGCUACGUGCUGGAUGCCGCGCAAACGCACAUCUACAUGCUCAUGAAGAAGGAUUCUUAUGCUCGCUAUUUAAAAUCUCCAAUCUACAAGGAAAUGCUGGCCAAGGCUAUUGAACCUCAGGAAGCCACGAAGAAGAGUGCAACCCUCCCUUUUAUGCGGCGGCACCUGCGCUCCAGCCCAAGCCCCGUCAUCCUGAGGCAGCUGGAAGAAGAAGCGAAGGCUCGUGAAGCCGCCAACACUGUGGACAUCACCCAGCCGGGCCAGCAUUUGGCCCCCAGCCCUCACCUGGCCGUGUACACCGGCACCUGCGUGCCCCCAUCCCCAUCCAGCCCCUUCUCCUCCUCCUCCUCCUGCCGGUCCCCCAGGAGGCCUUUCCCCUCACCAAGCCGCUUCAUCAGGAGGCCCAGCAGUGCCAUCUGCCCCUCACCCAUCCGAGCGGCUUUGGAGGGCUCCUCAGGCUCGGAGCCGAAGGCGGAGGCCAGCGGAUCCAAUGCCCACCAUGGGCCCUCGGCCCUUGAGAGCAGCGAAGCGUCUAGUGAUGGUCCCACGGUCCGCAGCCAGCCCCGGGCAGCCCCCAAGGCCCGGGCGUCACUGUCCUUCGGCAGGUUGCUGAGACGGGGCUGUUUGGCCUCACCGGUCUUCGCCAGGCUCUCACCCAAGUGCCCCCCGGUGUCUCACGGCAAGGUGCAGCCCCUGGGGGAUGCAGGCCAGCAGCUGCCUCGGCUGAAACCCAAGAAAGUCGCAAACUUCUUCCAGAUCAAGAUGGAUGUGCCUACGGACAGUGGGGCCUGUCUGAUGGACUCGGAUGACACCGGGACAGGGGAAGCAAGUGACCAUGCCACAGAAAAGGAGGUCAUCUGCCCAUGGGAGAGCCAGGCCGAGGGGAAAUUAGGUUGA